Messenger RNA from Drosophila obscura, 1862 nucleotides. It is a transcript of the gene pHCl-2, whose product is annotated as pH-sensitive chloride channel 2. Bases 172 to 1764 code for a protein of 530 amino acids. Gene Ontology annotation, molecular function: transmembrane signaling receptor activity; neurotransmitter receptor activity; extracellular ligand-gated monoatomic ion channel activity. The record is from RefSeq and is a predicted model, not a curated record. Gene Ontology annotation, cellular component: membrane; synapse; neuron projection. Gene Ontology annotation, biological process: signal transduction; nervous system process; regulation of membrane potential. The transcript is spliced from 2 exons. Lineage: Eukaryota; Metazoa; Arthropoda; Insecta; Diptera; Drosophilidae.
CGCAGAACGAACAGCGGACCCGAACCGAACGGCACCGCGAAUCCAUCCGACAGAAUAGUCCAACGAGAAAAGGCCAAGCGGCUGGCCGUGAAUACGCAACGGGCAAAAAAUAAUAAAAAAGCAUACUUAAUUAAUUUCUCGUGAUAAAAGAACAAGAGUUCCGUGCAAAAAAUGACUAAGAGAAAAGUGGAUAUUCUCGUGUCACUGACUCUGAUCUGCUGGCUGAGACUAGCGACUGCAAUCACAUUGGAUCUCAACCAUCUUCAGAUGAAUUUAGCUGGAAAUGGUUCCAUUAAGCUGGCUUCCCCUGCCAGCCCAGACAUUUACAAUGUCACACUUGACCUCACGGAGUAUCCAUCGUUAAGCCCUUGUCCCUCGUUGAUCAAUGCCGAUUCGUUGACCCAAACGGAACUGAUCUCUCGCCUGACCGACAGCUGUCGCUACGAUCGCCUGGAGCCACCCACUACACUUUCAGAUAUGGGGGAGAAUGAUCCGGUGGAUGUGUAUGCGCGAUUCUACAUCUAUGUGCUGAAGAACCUAGACUCGAGCGACCUGCAGUUCAUGGUGCAGGGGCUGCUGCAGUUCCGCUACAUUGAUCCUCGAUUGGCAUUCUCCACCUAUGCCCCCAGUCGAAAACAGCCCGUGAUGGGGCAGGCGAUUCUGAGGCAGUCGCUGUGGGUGCCGCACAUCUUUCUGGCGAACGAGCAGAGCUCCACUGUGCUGGGGACCAACGAGAAGGAUAUGCUGACGACCAUUUAUCCCGAUGGGACUGUGCUCAUUUCCACACGCAUCCAGGCGACGCUCUACUGUUGGAUGAACUUCCAAAAGUUUCCCUUCGAUGAGCAGAAAUGCACCACCAUUCUGGAGAGCUGGAUGUACAACACCUCGGUGCUGCGUCUGCACUGGGAGGCCACAAAUCCCGUCAGCUUCGACAGUCAGCUGCAGUUGACGGAAUACAAUCUGAUCGGAUCGGUCUACAAUGAGUCCAUCGAAGUCUCAGACGAGAGUUUCAUGUCCCACGGCGCAUUGGUGGGGAACUACAGCACCCUGACCUUCACUGUGCUGCUGACCCGGGAGGUGGGCUACUAUGUGAUUGAUUACUUUCUGCCCUCGAUCAUGAUAGUGACCAUCUCGUGGGUAACCUUCUGGCUGCAGGCCGAUCAGACCCCGGCUCGCACCACCCUCGGCUGCACCACCCUGCUGUCGUUUAUCACACUCUCCCUGUCGCAGGAGAACAAUCUGUCCAAGGUUAGCUAUGUCACAAUGUCGGAGGUGUGGUUUCUGGUCUGCACCAUCUUCAUCUUUGGCAGCCUCGUCGAAUUCGCCUUUGUGAACACCAUCUGGCGGCGCAACAACAAUCUGGAGCUGAAGAAACGCACCACCAAGUACAUUGUCAAGUCGACAUUUGUCCCAAAUCUGAAGCGUAACCGCCGGGGCUACAAUCGCAGCCAAAGCACCAUGAGCACCACCAGCAUGGACAAGGGCUGUGGUGCGAAUAACACAGUCAUCACCAUUGAGACCCCCAUCAUCAUUGGCAACGGUCUCAGCCGCGAAAACUCUUCCGUAAGUCUUGCGGAAUCGGAAAUGGGUUCUGCUUCGACGGCCAAUCUGACCGAUACAGAAAAGGAGAAGCCGGCCCAGACAUUUGCCACCAUGACACCCAAGGAGGUAUCCCUGUGGAUAGAUCGCAAGAUGCGCUUCGUCUUCCCACUGGCAUUCAUAUUGUUCAAUGCCCUGUUCUGGACUUUGGUCUACUGUCUAUAGGUUUACUUAGGAAGAGGAGCCCAACUGUGAUCCAUCCAAUGCCUCAUUAUAAUAUGGAAUUUUUGCUUAAGUUUAGCUUUAAGUAGUCUGUAUUUGUU